UGGGGGGGGAGGCCGGGGUGGUGGUUCGGGCAGCCCGCUCUAUUGGGGCACGUGGUGCAAUCCGCGACCCCCUGCGUCGACCCGCGCUGCACACACGAGGAGAGACGAGAGAGGAGUCACGGAGGCUGCUGCUGCUGCUGCGGGGUGCCCGUAGGGAUCCCUUGACCCCCUGACUGGGGUCCCACAGUACAAGGGGUUCGGGACCCCCCCCCCCCUCCCUGGAGGUGAUCCUGGGGGGCGGAGGCGAGGGAGGCGGGGGAGGGGAGGGGCCACGGAGGCGCGGAGAGCGGAGAUGGGUACCCGGUGGCGGUCGAGGGCUCAUUCGUGGGCCCAGUCCCUCCUCUUCCUCCUCCUCCUCGCCCUCCUCUGCGCCCCGGGGGCCCCACGCUCGGAGUCCCGCUCCUGCAGAGGCGAGGUGCGACCCGCAAAUGCAAUGGAACGUGGCUCUGGAUGCGGAUCGGGAGAGGAGAUACGCGGAGACGCAGUGGGAGCGGGCGUGGAAGAUGGAGAGAAGGCCGGAUCAGUGACGGGGUCUCCUUCUCCUCGUCACCAUCGUCAGCAGCAGCAGCAACGUCGUCAUCGUUGUCGGUGUAGUUAUCAUCAUCAUCGUGGCCAUCAGCAAAAUUAUCAUAAUCACUGUAAUCAUUAUCAGCAUUGCAAUCAAAGCAGAUUUCAGCACCACCAUCACCACCCAAAUAACAGUUUUUAUACAAAAUACCAAAAUGCAACACUUAAUCAUCAUCAUCAUCAUUACCACCACCACCACCAUCGUAAUCAGAAUCAUCACCAGCCCCACCACCACCAAAAUGCUUCCAACGCAAUGACUAACGACCUGAAUCAACCCCACCGCCACCAUCAUCAUCGCCAUCACCGCCACCACCACCGCCAUCAUCACCAUCGUCUCCACCACCAUCACCGUCACCACCACGGUCUCCACAAUCACCGCGGGACACGCGCGAGGCGCCAGGCCCCCUUCCCGUGGCGUCCAGCUCGGCCGUCCGGCACCCUUGCGCCGUGGCAGCCCCCCAAACGCUGGAGGGCGGAAGAAGGCCCCCCUCAAUCGGACCCCUAUGCACCCCACGACCCCCUAGACGCCGACGCCGGCUCGUAUUCCGAGGAUCGUGGUGCGAACUUUAGCGGCUUCAACUGGUCCAUCGUGUGGGGGCCAACGCUGCCGGAUGAGGAGGUCACGCCUCGCGCCCCGUACCCGGGGCCCCGAUGGGGGCUAGGGCUCCAGCCGACGCAGGAAACCUGGUGGGAGCUGCCGAUGGUCCCGACUCUAAGUUCCACUCCGGGCUGGGCGACGGAGGAUAGGGUCCGCUCUCUCUACACCACGGCGCCUUACUCGUCCACCUCGUCGUCCACCUCGUCGUCCACCUCGUCGCCGACACUGUCGCCCGCAUCGACUUUCGCGGCGGCGUCGUCAUCAUCCGCGACCCCGGCGGGCGCCGUGAGGGGGACCCAGGAGCCCGGGGCCGGGACGAGGCGCGUGGAGCAGCCGAGCCGGGCGGGCGCCGGGUACAUGGAGGGGGGAGGCCUCACAUCGCGGCAGAGCAUCGCCCUCGUGGCUGUCGUUCUCAGCAUCGCUCUCGUCGCCUCCCUGGCUCUGCGUAUCCGCUGGGUCCGAAUCCGGCGCCGCCGCCGGACGCUGGCCCCGCGUGGUCCGGGCUUCGCGGGGGGGCGCCCCCACCCCCACCCGUGCGGAUACGACCUCGACCUCGACCCCGACCUCGACCUCCUCGACCCGUGCGCCCCCCGCGUCUCCUCGGGCUCCCCGUCCUGCGACAGCGGCAGGGGCCUCUGCCCCCACGCUCUGCCCCCGCUUUCGCUGCCCCUGCCCCCUUCCCUGUCGCUGCCCCUCAUGACCCCGCGGCGACCCCUCGCGCUCGACCUGAACCUGACCCCGCCGGAGCCUGGCUCGUACCCCGCACCGGGCCCGCCACGCUUCUCCCUCUACGGCCUGACCCCGAACGCCACCCCGGUGCCGACGCCCGCCACGCUGACCCCGACGCCGCUGGGCGGCUCCGGCGGGAGCUCCGCGGCGGGGAUGCAGAGCGGGGGGCCCUCGCUGUCCCCCCACUCCCCGCACUCGCUACUGCUGAGCGCCGCUGCGCUGGCCGCAGGCGAGUGUCCGUCGCCUGGCACUGCUGCGGCGCUGCACCUCAACCAGCUGAUGUGCCUGCACUGCUCCCCCGUGCAGCAGCAGCAGCAGUUUCAGCAGUUGCAGCAGCAGCACAUGCAGCAGCAGAUGCAGCAGCAGCAUCAGCAGCAGCAACUGAUGAUUAUGAUGCAGCAGCAGCAGCAACAACAGCAGCAGCGGCAUUCACCCAUGAAUGAAUUCAUGGCGGUGUCAGAUGCGAGAUUACACCCGCCUGGAUUAGGCACUCCACCUCUCCACAUGCAGAAACAUCAGCAGCAGCAGCAGCUUCAGCAGCAGCAGCAGCAACUUCAGCAGCAGCAACAACUUCAGCAGCAGCAGCAGCAGCAACUUCAGCAGCAGCAGCAACUUCAGCAGCAGCAGCAACUUCAGCAACAGCAGCAACUUCAGCAACAGCAACAACUUCAGCAACUUCAGCAGCAGCAACAGCAGCAGCAACAUCAGCAGCAGCACAGCAUCGCUCUGCUCUCCUCCUCGUCAUCCCCGUCUCCCGUGGUCGUGUCUACGCGUCGCUCCUCUUCCUCCGACUACGUCAACCUGCCGAGACUCCGCGGCUCCCCGAGCCAGGGUUUCGGGGUGCUCUACACCCCGCCAGGACCCCAGCCGUUCCCCAACGCCCUGCCACCACCGCCGCCGCCCCCAAAGUCGUGGUACGCGGGGGGCAGGCUGAGGCCCGGGGAAGCGAGCCGGGUUCGGCCUCUGUCGAGGGGCUUCUCCGAGCCGCGCACCUCGGGAUCGCAAGUGCCCGAGGUGACCCCCUGCUCACCGGCGUCGGAACGGGGACUUCACUCUCACGAGUGGAACUCCCCCUCGAGGGAGGCGGUAAACUUUCAACACCAUCACCACCAUCAUCGUCAGCGCCAGCAGCAGCAGCAUCAGCAGCAUCAGCAGAAGCUUCACCAGCAACGACUGCUUGAACAGCAGCAGCAGCAGUAUCAGCAGCAUCAUUAUCAUCAUCAGCAGCAGCAGCAACAACAUCGCUACCCGGAGCACCACUCGCCCAAAGACGUCCCUGCCCUCCGAAUGGGCAGUAACGGGGGCAUCUCGGCACCCCCUGCCCGCACCGCGGGAUUCCUCACCGAGUGCGAGGUGUUGGUGCACAGGGGGGCCGACGCCCAAGCGGGGGGCUCCAGUCCAGCCGUGAGCCCCCCACCUGAACCACAGCAGCAGCAGCCAACGCAGCAGCAGCAGGUGACCUCCACGGGACCCCAGGGCCCCGCUCUACGUCGGGGGAGGAGCAGGAGCCGACAGACGUCGCCUGGGAGGGGACCCGGGGCCCGGGGGUCCAGCCCGGCCACUGCGCUCCCCCCCGUGCCCAGCCCCCGCGCCUGCAGCUCCGCCUCGUCGCGUUUCUCCUACAGAGGCGACUGCGGCUUGCAGAGGUGGAACUCCACCGCCAGCUGCUCCCCCAGCACGCGCUCUGCCUCCCUCUGCAGAAUGACGGCCGUGUGAGGGGCCACGGGGUGGGGUACGGGACCCCCCCUAGACCCCAGCGAGAUACACGGACCCACCUAGACCUCAGCAAGUUACACGGACCCCCCCCCCCCUAGACCCCAGCGAGAUACACGGACCCACCUAGACCUCAGCAAGUUACACGGACCCCCCCCCCCCCCCUAGACC
Messenger RNA from Petromyzon marinus (sea lamprey), 3778 nucleotides. RefSeq lists its product as uncharacterized. The record is from RefSeq and is a predicted model, not a curated record. NCBI's taxonomy places the organism in Eukaryota, Metazoa, Chordata, Hyperoartia, Petromyzontiformes, Petromyzontidae.